AUGACUUCGUAUCGUUCGCCGCGAGUAAUCUGGGAACGCGUCCGCCGCGCUGGAGACAUUCCGGAGGGGAUUGGAGAAGUGACGCUAGUCGAGAUCCAGAUUCAGAGAAGCUCUGUUCUACCAAUGGCGUCGAGGGAUCCUUCGCCGGAGUUCUUCAAAAGCUCCGCCAUGACGAAAGCCGGAGCUUUUGCUGCCAUCUUUUACAUGGCUUGUGCUGUCCUCUUGAUGAUGUUCAAUAAAGCUGCUCUUUCUUCUUACAGUUUCCCGUGUGCCAACGUCAUCACCCUGUGCCAGAUGAUAUGUUCGUGUUGCUUUCUUUACAUGCUACGAAGUCUAAAGCUCAUUUCUUUUACCACCACCAACGAAUCCACACUCCUAACCGAGACUUCCAAAUCAGUAUAUGUUCCGAUUAGGACAUUCUUCACCACUUCACCUGUUUCCUUUACCUAUUUGCUUUACAUGCUAGCGAGUAUGGAGUCUGUUAGGAAUGUGAAUGUGCCCAUGUAUACAACCUUAAGAAGAACUACAAUCAUACUCACAAUGAUGCUCGAGUAUGUUCUCGUCAGGCAGAGGUAUACACGUUGUAUUCUUGGAAGUGUGGUGUUAAUUAUGUUGGGUGCUUUUGUUGCGGGAUCGCGAGACUUUUCAUUCGACUCCUAUGGUUAUAUAGUUGUUCUCAUGUCGAACAUCACAACAUCUGUGUAUCUAAUGACCAUAGCACGAAUAGGGAAAUCUAGUGGGCUCAAUAGCUUUGGCCUUAUGUGGUGCAAUGGAAUUUUAUGUGGGAUUGUUUUAUCGGUUUGGACGUUUGUCAGUGGCGAUUUCGACACGACAAUGAAGUUUCCAUAUUUGCGUUCUCCGGGAUUUAUGGCAGUACUACUUUUGUCCUGCAUUCUGGCCUUCCUUCUCAAUUAUAGUGUCUUUCUCAAUACAACUCUCAACUCAGCACUCACACAGACAGUCUGUGGUAACUUGAAGGACGUCUUCACGGUUUUGCUCGGGUGGACUAUUUUCGGAGGACUGCCGUUCGAUUUGUUGAAUGUCGUAGGGCAGCUUAUCGGCUUCCUUGGCUCGGCCAUGUAUGCAUACUACAAGCUUACUGGGAAAUAA
Messenger RNA from Striga hermonthica, 1110 nucleotides. Lineage: Eukaryota; Viridiplantae; Streptophyta; Magnoliopsida; Lamiales; Orobanchaceae. The record is from the annotation of a GenBank genome assembly.